Molecule: messenger RNA, 1274 nt
Organism: Pyrus x bretschneideri (Chinese white pear)
Lineage: Eukaryota; Viridiplantae; Streptophyta; Magnoliopsida; Rosales; Rosaceae
Product: protein-ribulosamine 3-kinase, chloroplastic
Exons: 9
Coding region: 97-1092 (331 amino acids)
Source: RefSeq, a predicted model, not a curated record
AAAUCGAUAGAAGCUAGAGAGUAGAGACCACAUGGACAAAAAUUCCCACCGGACCAACCAUUAAAUCACAUCAAAAUUUUACACAGAAGGUCGAUAAUGGUGGCACAUGUGGGACUCAUAUCGCUCUUUUCUCCUUGCUUUCCUUCUCCGACUCGUCUUCCUCGUCUCCCCUCCUCCAAGCACAGACCUUUUACUACCAUGGCGGCACUGAGUGAUGAUCCGGUUCGUGAAUGGAUUCUCUCAGACGGAAAUGCAACACAGAUAACAAGAAUUAGUCCUGUAGGGGGCGGCUGCAUCAAUCGUGCUAAUCGUUACGACACUGAUGCUGGUUCUUUCUUCGUGAAAACAAACAGGAGCAUUGGGCCAUCGAUGUUUGAGGGAGAGGCUCUUGGUUUAGGUGCCAUGUAUGAAACUGGGUCAAUUCGUGUCCCUAAGCCGUUCAAGUUCGGGCCACUACCUACUGGUGGGUCUUACAUCAUUAUGGAAUUUAUCGAAUUUGGUUCAUCUAGAGGUAACCAGUCUAUUCUAGGCAGGAAGCUUGCUGAAAUGCAUAAAGCUGGAAAAUCUGAAAAAGGUUUUGGUUUUGAAGUUGACAACACUGUAGGCAGCACUCCACAGAUAAACACUUGGUCAUCAGAUUGGAUUCAGUUCUAUGGGGAGCAUAGACUGGGUUAUCAGUUGCAGCUGGCAUUAGACCAGUACGGUGAUAGUACUAUAUAUGAAAAAGGACAAAGAUUGAUUAAGAGUAUGGGAUCGCUCUUUGAUAACAUAGCUAUAGAACCAUGUUUGUUACAUGGGGACUUAUGGAGCGGAAAUAUCAGCGCUGAUAAGAAUGGCGAGCCUGUUAUACUUGAUCCAGCAUGUUACUAUGGACAUAACGAGGCAGAAUUUGGAAUGUCGUGGUGUGCUGGCUUUGGAGGAUCUUUCUACGGUUCCUAUUUCGAGGUGAUGCCAAAACAACCAGGAUUUGAUAAGAGGAAGGAGCUAUAUCUGUUGUAUCAUUACUUGAAUCAUUAUAACCUCUUCGGGUCGGGUUAUCGUUCGUCUUCAAUGUCUAUAAUAGACGAUUAUCUUCGGAUGUUGAAAGCUUAGACAUUGUGUAUAACUUUUUACUUUUAGUGUUUCUGUGGAAACAAGUCAAGUGCAUCUGUAUAUGUCGCUGCUCGGUCUUGGUCGUUUUCUUGGUCAUUAUAGUGCAAGGGGCUUGUAGCUUAUGCGGUUAAGAGUAUUUAUCUCACGAGAAAAAAUAAAGAAAACAGUGAAUUCCAAUUUUA